Closterium sp. Naga37s-1 is the source of this 828-nucleotide messenger RNA. The record is from the annotation of a GenBank genome assembly. NCBI's taxonomy places the organism in Eukaryota, Viridiplantae, Streptophyta, Zygnematophyceae, Desmidiales, Closteriaceae.
AUGCACGCAGGGAAUACGCGCGCAGCAGCGGCGGAAGCCCUUGCGCUCGCGCUCGCAGAGCGCUGCCGAGGAAGGACACGGGGAAAAGGGAGGGUGAGACAAUGGGAAAAACGGAAGGGAGCAAGAGCGCGCUCGCAGGCCGUUGCCAAGGCAGCCGCCGAGUUGUCGCUAUCUGAGCUGGCGAGCAGCAUGGUGCCCCUCUCCUCCUUUCCCUCUCAGCCCCUCUCCUCCUUUCCCCCUCAGCCCCUCUCCAAGUGCAGGAAGCAGAGCAGUGCUGGAGCGGGGGCUUUGCUCGCUGCAUGCAGGUCGGCGCUGAUCGACCUCUUUGCUGGCAGUAGUGGCGGUGGAGGUGUGGCAGGAGGGAACGGCAGCAGCAGUGGCAUGGGGAGUGGGUGGAGCAGCAGUAGCAUUCCCGCGAUGCCUCUCCCACGCCUCCUCAGGGUUGUGCCAUGGGUCCCUCCCUCACUAUCUCCUUGUCCUUCCCUCAUGUUUCUCCGUCUUCCUUAUCCCAUUUCUGCCCAUCUCCACCCGCUCUUUCAUCCCAUCACCCUCCCCUCCCUCUCCCGUACGCGCUUCUCCCCACUCUCACACGCGCUGCUGCCCCUUCCGUACGCGCUUCUCCCCACUCUCACACGCGCUGCUGCCCCUUCCCUCCGCGCUGCUUCCCCACUUCCCCUCCCACUCACCGUUUCACCCAUUCCCUUGCACCUACAGCCCUUCUCCUCCUUUCGCUCGCUUAUGAUUUCCACCCUUCCGUUUCUGCCCGCUUUUCUCCUUUCCUCUGUUCUCAUUCCCACCAUUCCUCUCCUCCUUUUCCUGCAAGCCUAA